Messenger RNA from Lycium ferocissimum, 1747 nucleotides. Its product is annotated as vicilin-like seed storage protein At2g28490. The coding region runs from base 73 to 1521 and encodes 482 amino acids. The transcript has 5 exons. NCBI's taxonomy places the organism in Eukaryota, Viridiplantae, Streptophyta, Magnoliopsida, Solanales, Solanaceae. The record is from RefSeq and is a predicted model, not a curated record.
CACCUAAGUCACCAUUGAACCAAAACUGAUUAAAGAAAACUUAGAAAACUUACUUCUUUAUUACGAGUUGAAAUGGGAAAGAGAAGAACACUCCUGCUUCUAUUGCUGGUACUUUUCUCUGCACUAGUGGCCUCUGUUAGUGGUUAUAUAGAUGAAGAGGAAGAAAGUGAGCAAAAGACUCAAGGAGAAAAAUGGUUCUUACUGCGCCACUUGCACGAUGUUGUGAAAACUGAUGCAGGGUCUAUGAGAUUGGUGAAGGGUGGCUAUCGAAGGGGUUCGUUUUUACAUAGUCCAAUGCAUAUUGGUUUCAUCUCCAUGGAACCAAAUAGUCUCUUCAUCCCUCAGUACCUUGAUUCCGAUCUUGUCCUCUUUGUUCACCAUGGGGAAGCAAGAGUUGGACACAUCUAUAGGGAUGGAUUAGUAGAAAGGAAAUUGAAGCAUGGAGAUGUUUACACAAUUCCUGCUGGAUCAGCUUUCUAUUUGGAGAAUAGAGUUGAUCAAAGACUUCGCAUAAUUUGUAGUAUUGAUAUUACCUCAGAAUCCAUGGGAUGGAAUGCUUUCCAGUCUUUCUUCAUUGGUGGUGGAACUUAUCCUACAUCCAUUCUUGCUGGAUUCGAUCAUACCACAUUAUCAACUGCUCUUAAUGUCUCGACAGAAGAACUAAGCACGUUUUUAACCAGGCAAUCAUCAGGGCCAAUCGUGCAUUUAUCCGGUUCUCAUCACACAAACAUUUGGACUAAAUUUGUAGCCCAAAAACCCCACCAAAGACUAGCUCACAUGAAGAGGGUUGCAAAUUUUGGGGAUGCAGCUAGCCCAAAAGAGGAUGAAUCAACAUGGUCAUUGAGGAAAUUUUUGUUUAACUUGUUGAACAGAGAAGAUUUUGUCAAUCGAGCGAAUCAUAAAGCUCCAUCAACAUACAAUCUCUACAACAAGAAGCCCAAUUUCAAGAACGACUAUGGAUGGAGCAAGAAGGUGGAUGAGUCUGAUUAUUCUCCUCUAAAACAAUCCGGAAAUGGCGUUUAUCUUGUCAAUCUAUCCCCGGGAUCCAUGGUGGCACCUCAUGUUAACCCAACAGCAAUAGAGUAUGGAAUAGUAUUGAAAGGGACUGGCAGGAUCCAAAUUGUGUAUCCAAAUGGGACUUUAGCCAUGAACGCGAGAGUACGAGAAGGAGAUGUUUUUUGGGUGCCACGGUACUUCCCCUUCUGCCAAAUUGCCUCAACAAAUGGCCCAUUUGAGUUCUUCGGCUUCACUACAUCAGCAAGAAGGAACCAUCAACAGUUCUUGGUGGGUAAGAACUCAUUGAUGCAGAGCUUGAGAGGGUCAGAAUUUGCAGCUGCAUUUGGAAUAGGUGAGAAAAGGCUUAAAAGGAUUGCCAAUGCUCAACAUGAACAAGUCAUCUUGCCAUCAUCAUCAUCUUCUCCUCGUGACAAGACAAUUACAGAGCCAGAAAGGAAGGAGAUGGCCAAGUUGGAAAGGAUUAUCGGGAGCUUAGGCAAUGACAUGUUCAUGGGUUUUGUUUAGUUUAAUUAGUUUAGCGGAAAUGCUAGUCCUUAGGCUAGUCGAGUUUUGGUAUGAAAGCUAGAAGCCAAUCUUGGCGCUAUUUAGUUCUUUUUUGGUCUUUUUUUCUUUUUUUCUUUUUUUUGGUUUGGAUUUAUUUCCUUGGUCAUCGGACGCAAGACGUCAUGACAUUUGAGUUUUGAAUAAGACGGAUUCUUUUUUUAUUCGUGUUCCAUCGAUGGCUCAAACU